This is a messenger RNA of Acanthosepion pharaonis, 1221 nucleotides long. The record is from the annotation of a GenBank genome assembly. Lineage: Eukaryota; Metazoa; Mollusca; Cephalopoda; Sepiida; Sepiidae.
AUGUUACAUAUUUUGAAUAUUCGUCAUUUGUAUUGCAGAAGUAAUAUUAACAUUUUUGAGAGAUGGAAAACUAAUGCAGACCUGUUGGUAACAUACAAAAGUAAUAAAAACACUCCCCAUUUGAUCGUGAUUUACAAAACCUGUCAGAUGAUUGUCGGGCAGAAUGCACAUUACCAGCUUUAUUCUUUAAUUGGAAAAGGCUUCACUGAUGCUAUAUCAGUUCAUCUAGCAAAGCACAUACCAUCUGGAGUGAAUAUUGCAGUUAAGAGGAUUGAUUUAGAGACCGUUAGUACGGAAAUUGCAGACUUACAGAAAGAAAUUGCAUUGGUGCAACAAUUACAGCAUGAAAAGAUCUUGAAGUUUUACACAACAUUUGUGUUUAAUCGGGAAUUAUGGAUUGUUAUGCCAUUUAUGGCUUAUGGUUCAUGCAAAGAUCUGUUUCAUGCCUAUUUUACAGCUGGCCUACCAGAACAAGCUAUUGCCUAUAUACUCAAAGAUGUUGUCAAAGCACUUGAAUAUUUGCACUCCCGAGGAAUUAUUCAUAGGGCUGUGAAAGCUAGUCAUGUAUUAAUAUCUGCUACUGGCCAUGUAAAACUCUCCGGUCUUCACAAUGCUCUCUCUAUGAUACAAGGUGGCAAACGACUUCGAAGACUGCAUGAUUAUCCAGCCACAGCUGUAAACACUCUACUUUGGUUAAGUCCAGAAAUUUUGGAACAGAACAUGGCUGGUUAUGACACACGUUCAGACAUAUACAGUAUUGGGAUUUUAGCUUGUGAACUGGCCAAUGGCUAUGCACCAUUUGCAGAUAUGCCUGUAACUCAAAUGCUACUAGCUAAAUUAAAUGGUACCAAACCUGUGUUGCUGGAUAGCCGGACUGUAUCAGAGCUCAGUGGAGUAAACAGUAAUACUGGUUUCCGUUUGAAUACAAAUGUGGCGAAGGAUUCACCUGCCUACUUAAGAACUUUUUCCUUUGCUUUCCAUGGCUUUGUCGACACCUGCCUGGAAAAAGAAUCACAUCUCAGAACAUCCACCACCAGUUUAUUGAGCCAUGCAUUUCUCAAAGGCCUGCGUCGUAGUACCUCAGAUGUGCUACCAUCUCUGCUCCAGCCAGUCACCCCACUCACAGAUAUUAGUAAAUUAGCUAAAGUUGAAGAUCCAAGUAUUUCUGAGAUAUUACAAAAAACCCAAGAUGUCAGUGUGGAAGAUGUAUGGAUUUUCUGA